AUCAACAACGACCAAUCAAACCCUAAGAAGUCGAACCAGAAUUGGAUCCCGAUCUCACCGAUAAACGAUUCGAACAAGGAGAAUCCUCAUCUGGUCAACGCCGCUCCGGCGAAGAUUGAGUCAAUCGAUGUGUCCCUGGCGGAGGAGCUGAGCGCGAUCCGCCAGAAGAUCGAACGGCUGAGAUUGGACAGAGAGAAGACGGAGAAGAUGCUGAGACAGAGGGAUUUGGUGAUGGAGACGAAUUUGAAGGAGAUGGUGAACAGAGGUGAGGUCCAGAAGCUUCUUGAGAUCGAGGUCGAUAGGUUGUUUCGGCUGAAGGAACUCAAAUCUUCGUGUAUGAGAAUAUCUCCGCUUCGAUCUCUGAGACAGAAGCAACAGAACUGGGCGAUCAAGGAAGACCAAUCACAGGACAUGAACGAGGAGGAGGAGGGAAGUGAAUCUAAAGAUGAUAAUAGCCCAGUGAGAAGUCCCAGUUCAGAAAUUCAUACAGAGAAAUGAAAUUUUACUUUCUUGUUAAAUUAAAAUUUUCCAUUUUCAAAUUGUUAGUAUAACAUCCUGUUGUAUUUCUCGUAUAAUAAUGACAACUGUUUGUUUUGCCCUGCUCUUGAAAAAA
Messenger RNA from Camellia sinensis, 613 nucleotides. RefSeq names its product myelin transcription factor. NCBI's taxonomy places the organism in Eukaryota, Viridiplantae, Streptophyta, Magnoliopsida, Ericales, Theaceae. The record is from RefSeq and is a predicted model, not a curated record.